This is a messenger RNA of Penicillium cinerascens, 1476 nucleotides long. RefSeq lists its product as uncharacterized. Gene Ontology annotation, molecular function: hydrolase activity, acting on carbon-nitrogen (but not peptide) bonds. Bases 1 to 1476 code for a protein of 491 amino acids. Lineage: Eukaryota; Fungi; Ascomycota; Eurotiomycetes; Eurotiales; Aspergillaceae. The record is from RefSeq and is a predicted model, not a curated record. The transcript is spliced from 4 exons.
AUGUCGUCCCAUAUUCUCCUUCAAAACGCUACCAUCCUGGUCCCAUCUCAUGAACCAAAUGACUAUGUGGUGCCGCUGCGGGGUCAUUCAUUGCUGAUUACAAAUAACGAGAUCUCACAAAUUGAACGAGACAUCGCUCCUCCAGCUGGUGCAAAAGUCAUCGACUGCACGGACAAAAUCGUCUCUCCUGGUUUCAUCGAUACGCACCAUCAUCUAUGGCAAACCCAAUUGAAGGGGCGCCAUGCCAACCACUCUCUGUUGGAAUACAUGCCAACCGGAAACAUGCAACAUGCCAACUAUGCACCCGAGGACGUGUUCUGGGGCGAGCUUGGAGGUUGUCUCGAGGCUUUGGAUGCAGGUACCACGACGGUUGUGGACCAUGCUCAUGUGAAUGUAUCACCGGCUCAUAUCUCUUCUAGGAUUCGGUCUGUGUUUUGCUACACUCCCACUAUGCGUGUGAAAACCUUCAAGCCUGAUCUUACCCUGGACGGUGGCCUGUUAGAUGAUUGGGUAAUUGAUCACCUGAAGCGCCUCGGCGCUGAUGCUCCUUUUGGGGACGGUCGGGUACGGCUGGGGUUCGCUUUUGAUGGCUUCAUGCUUCCGAAAGAGCAAGUGGUUUCUAUUUAUGAGGCGGCACGCAAGGCCGGUGUCAAGGUUGUCACAUCUCACUAUGUGAGGGGUUAUUUCAACGAUGUUUCAUUUGUUGACACCCUCGAGUCAUAUGGUCUUCUGGGGCCGGACAUUCUUUUUUCUCAUGCCACCAAUCUUACGGAAAGUGACAUUGCAAAGCUCACUCAAGCCAAGGCAUGGAUCUCUACAACACCAGGUACUGAGUUGCAAAUGGGCCACGGUAACAUUGUUUGUUUCCAAAAGGGCUGCACCGAUAUGUGUGCGUUGGGAGUUGAUUGCCACAGCAACAACUCCGGCGACAUGGUCUCACAGAUGCGUCUUGCCCUGCAACAUGAGCGAUCCUGCCGCAACGAGGAGGUAAUUUCUCAGGGCAAAACAACCGGGUCGCUGAAUCUUUUCGUUCAAGACGUGUUCCGACUUGGCACUAUACAAGGAGCGCGAGCCAUCCACAUGGAAGACAAGCUGGGAUCGAUCGAGGUUGGAAAACUUGUAGACCUUGUCAUCUUUGAUGGCAACAGUCCCGGCAUGGUGUGUGCAUCUGAGCAAGACCCGGUCGCGGCUAUUGUUCUUCACUCCUCGGUUCGUGAUAUCGAUACUGUGAUUGUUGAUGGACAAAUCAGGAAGCACCAUGGAAAGCUGUCCACAGUGCAAAUUAACCCGUCCAUGAGCGGUGUAACUAUCGCAAAGCAGAGCGUUGAGUGGAGUCAGGUCGCCAAGGAGCUUGUUUCCAGCCGGGGAAAGAUCGAAAAUGCUAUGGCAAACGCAUGUGCUAAUGAGCCUGACCUUCUGGACAAGGCUUUUAGAAAGUUUGCGCACCUGGAUGAGAGCAAGUUUGUGAAGCUGUAA